Messenger RNA from Oppiella nova, 783 nucleotides. The record is from the annotation of a GenBank genome assembly. Lineage: Eukaryota; Metazoa; Arthropoda; Arachnida; Sarcoptiformes; Oppiidae.
CAAUAUCAUGGUUUCAGUGAGUUCUACGCAAAUGAGGUUCAAAUCACGCACAUAACAUUAGCUAGUAACAAUUACUUAUAUCAAACUGUGUUCGAUGGGUAUUAUGUGAAAACGUUUGAUGAGUUGUCGGUAAUUGGACAGGGUGGUUUUGGCAUAGUAUUCCGUGUGAAGCACGCGUAUGAUGGACAGGUAUAUGCUGUAAAACGGAUACAAUAUAAAGAAACUGUUAAAGUUUUGAGAGAAGUGGAAAACUUAGUGAAAGUUAAGUCCGAAUAUGUGGUCCAAUAUUAUCAUUCAUGGCGUGAAACCCGAUGUCUUUACAUACAAAUGGAGUUCUGUUCACAGAAUUUAACGAAUAUUCUUGAAGUAAAACCACAUAUAUUUGAGAGACAAUCGGGAGAUCCCAUGGAUUUAUACGAGUAUUUCAUUUCGUGUGAUAUAUUUCAACAGAUCUUAGAAUGCGUUCAAUAUUUACAUGAAUUGAAUCCACAGAUCAUUCACAGAGACCUCAAACCCGACAAUAUAUUGAUCGCUGAAAAUAUAAGGAACGGUAGAUUUGUUAAGUUAUGUGACUUUGGUUUGGCUACAGUUCACGAUAAAACCAUUCACUACAAAUCUGAACGAAAACAUACGUCAGAUAUCGGCGACUUGAGAUACCAGGCUCCGGAAAUUGGUCAUGGUAAAAAAUAUGGUCACAAAUCAGACAUUUAUAGCCUGGCACUAAUAAGUGGCGAAAUAUUUGACGUGGAUGUUGUACUUAUCGAACCAAAAAAGAAAUUAAAG